This is a messenger RNA of Phodopus roborovskii (desert hamster), 1438 nucleotides long. RefSeq names its product NGG1 interacting factor 3 like 1 (gene Nif3l1). The transcript has 6 exons. The record is from RefSeq and is a predicted model, not a curated record. Gene Ontology annotation, cellular component: cytoplasm; mitochondrion. The coding region runs from base 35 to 1255 and encodes 406 amino acids. Lineage: Eukaryota; Metazoa; Chordata; Mammalia; Rodentia; Cricetidae.
UUGGAAAAGAUCGUGAACCAGCUCUUUUACUCAUAUGCUUUAUGCCUCAAAGUGCACGACUGGACUCUACAUAAAUAGCAUUUCCUGUGUUUUGACUCCAGAUACGGUUUUACCUGGUUUCUAUAUGCUGUCAUCUGCACACCUGGUACCUACAAGUGUCCGGCUGGCCCCAUCCUGGAUCCGCAGCUCUUCUCGUUCCUUCAUGGAUCUGAAGGCUCUGCUUUCCUCCUUGAAUGACUUUGCAUCGCUCUCAUUUGCUGAGAGUUGGGACAAUGUGGGAUUGCUGGUGGAACCAAGCCCUCCCCAUACUGUAAAUACACUCUUCCUGACCAACGACUUGACUGAGGAGGUCAUGGAGGAGGCUCUGCAGAAGAAGGCAGAUCUCAUUCUCUCCUACCAUCCGCCAAUUUUCCGGGCCAUGAAGCACAUAACUUGGAAAACCUGGAAGGAGCGCCUGGUGAUCCGGGCCCUGGAGAAUAGGGUCGCCAUCUACUCUCCCCACACAGCCUAUGAUGCCGCACCCCAGGGAGUCAACAACUGGUUGGCCAAAGGGCUUGGAACUUGCACUACCAGACCCAUCCACCCUUCCAAAGCUCCUAACUGUCCCACAGAGGGAACUCACCGGCUAGAAUUCAGUGUGAACCACAACCAAGACCUGGACAAAGUCAUGUCUACAGUGAAAGGAAUUGGAGAUGUUUCUGUCACUUCUUUUGCUGCUAGGUGUGAUGAUGAGGAACAAACAUGGAUCAGUCUGAACUGUACUCAGAAAGCUUUGAUGCAGAUGCUAGCUUUUCUCUCCCAGAACAGACAACUUCAUCAGAAAACUGAAAUUCUCUCACUGGAGAAGCCUUUGCUUCUGGAUACUGGAAUGGGACGGUUGUGCACAUUGGAUGAAUCGGUCUCCCUGGCAACAAUGAUAGAGCGAAUCAAACAACACCUAAAACUCUCUCAUCUUCGCUUAGCUCUUGGAGUAGGAAAGACUGUAGAGUCCCCAGUCAAAGUUGUGGCCCUGUGUGCUGGUUCUGGGGGCAGCAUUCUACAAGGAGUGGAAGCUGACCUUUACCUCACAGGUGAAAUGUCCCACCAUGAUGUUCUGGAUGCUGCUUCCAAAGGAAUAAAUGUCAUUCUUUGUGAACAUAGCAACACUGAACGAGGCUUCCUUUCCGAUCUUCAACAAAUGCUGGGUGUUCACUUGGAGAAUAAGGUUAAUAUUAUCCUGUCUGAGACAGACAGGGACCCUCUUCAUGUGGUUUAAAACAUAUAGGACAUCACCGUGACACAAGCUCCACAUCAUUUGGAUUAAAAUAGGAAUGUGUGGGAAGAGUUAGUGGUGCUGUCAUCCUUUAUUCCAACAACAUCAUUUUCAGUUCGUCAGUCUGGCCCACCAAAUGUGAAAGCCACAUGUAAAGAGUACAAUAAAGACAAACAUUCAUUGUAA